CGCCCCAUUUUUUAUGGCGUAGCAGCACACACCCGGACUGGGGAUUCCGGAGUGCGUGCGUAGCUCCGCCCCGGAUACGCCUGAAGGGAACCGGGUGGACGGAGUUCGGUAUGAGGAAAGCCCGGAUGUUCCGGGAGGCGAGGACACGGCCAUGAAGAGCCCAGGGAAUGGAGAAAAUGAUGGUGGCCAGGCCGCCCCGCGCUCUGCGGCUACAGCGGACAGCACAGACAACCGUGACUAUGUUCAGCUGAAGGUUCCUCUCAUCCAGCAGUCUUAUCACUGGGAUUGUGGCUUGGCAUGUGCGCGUAUGGUGCUACAAUAUCUAGAUCUGCUUUGUGAGGAUGAGUUCCAGAAUGCAAUGAAAGAGCUUCAACUCACAAAAAGUAUUUGGACAAUUGACCUGGCAUAUCUUAUGCACCACUUUGGGGUACAACAUCGGUUCUGCACACAGACACUUGGUGUAGACAAAGGAUACAAGAAUCAAUCAUUCUACAGAAAGCACUUUGAUGCAGAGGAGAACAGAGUAAACCAGCUAUUUGCACAAGCCAAGACUCAAGGUGUCAAUGUGGAAAAAAGGAGUGUUACAAUACAGGAGCUGCAAAACCAUCUUUCCCAGGGACAUGUGGCCAUAGUACUAGUUAAUGCUGUUUUGCUAUUGUGCGAUCUGUGUCCUAGCCGUGUUAAAUACUGCUGUUUUCUCCCGAUCGGACAGAAAUGUUUCUGCAGAAGUAGUGAUUACCAAGGCCACUUUAUAAUACUUUGUGGUUACAAGAAAAGCUCCGGCAGUCUUUUCUACAACAAUCCAGGUUAUGCUGACCGAUUGUGUCGGACAAGCAUCACUAACUUUGAAGAAGCUCGAUGCAGCUACGGCACAGAUGAGGACAUCCUGUUAAUCUUUGUGGGCAGCUGACACUAGGAUGGAAUAUGCAGCACUGCAGAUUACUUUCAUAUAUGCAGAACUAAUUCUGCUAUACAGAGACAUUUUUUACAUCUACAGAGUGAAAUAAAAAUAACCUCAUGGAUAACAGCUGGAUCCAAAAUGCUCUCCAGGGUAGACUUCCACCACUAGAUGGAAUUGUGUAUGUAAAAUUUACUGAGCACAAUAACUGGGGUAAUUACCUUUAGUACUAUUGCAGUAGUCAAGCGCAGGCUCUGUAAAUUAAGGAUAAGUGCACUUUUUACACACCUUGGCACCUUAAAUCUAUCCAUUCAAAUCAAGUAAGUUUACAGAUAAAGGGUACCUUUUAUUUUUGCCUGCUGUUCACUGAAGGCACUGUUGGAAGCCUCAAUCGUUUUAUUUUUGAUGGCUGAUAAAGCCCCCUGUACAUCUUUGACUCAGUACUGCUGCAUAAAUGGCGCGUGCAUCUCCAACAUCCCUCUGUGAGCAUGCUGCCAGUUCUCCAUCUUCUGUAUGAAUGAAUCGGCAAGCACAUCCAAAUGCUUUUUGGGGAUCUCCUGCUAUAAAUAAUGGACUCACGUGUACUGUCUACUUCCUUUUGGAGUUUCUAGGGGAAAAUUAUUUUAUAAUUUUAAGCUACUGGGUAUAGGUCAGCCUGGUAUGAGGUGCAACAAAGUUUUAGAUUUUUAUGAUUGAGGUGUACUUAUUCUUUAGUUAUGACUUUUGUAGUAUGCUGUGCCUAUUGUCUGUCUGGUUAAAACUAUAAGCUGAGACUGUCAAGGGGGCCUCUGUUCUCUCUGCUUCUUCCAUCCACAGGCUAGGGUUUAUUACAGGAUAUCAACUUGAUUUCAUAAACACAGAGGGUGUGUACAUAUUUAGCACUGAUCUAUAAAUUGCAGGCUAUCUGCCAUAUAAAAGGUGAAGGACGUAUGCAAUCAACAACAGGCAACCAUAUUAAUAAAGUAACAUUUUAUACAUAUA
Molecule: messenger RNA, 1879 nt
Organism: Rana temporaria (common frog)
Lineage: Eukaryota; Metazoa; Chordata; Amphibia; Anura; Ranidae
Gene: GUCD1
Product: guanylyl cyclase domain containing 1
Exons: 6
Coding region: 152-910 (252 amino acids)
Source: RefSeq, a predicted model, not a curated record